CAAUUUCUUGUUUCAGCACUUUCUCAAUAUGGCCGCCAAUGUCCCUCUACCAACAUCGCCCAUACUGUCUCCCAAGGAUCAGGACUCUACCAUCGAGAGAAAGUCUGACCUAUCAUCAUCAGAUCCAUCAAAAGGACUAACCAGCCCAUCUUCACCAGCAACUAUUCUUCAAUCUCAGCCAAUUCAAGAAAACCUCAAUCAAACCUCUCGAAAUCCUCUGGACGACAUCAUCUCGGCUUUACUUCCAGCUUUUUCUAAUGAAGAGAGUUUCGAUCAACUUUUUAACCUUUUAUCUAGUUUUGCUAGUGACCCUAAAACAAAUACGCCUAAUGUUGCAAAACUUUUGGAAUUAUCAAAUGCACGCAAACAAAGACCUGAACCUCUCUUACCUACUCAGCCUGGACCUUCAACCCAAUCCGAACGUGACGCAAAUGAUGCCAAAGCAGAAACAGAAGCCCUUUAUGCGAAAGAAAUCGAAACUUUGAAAGCUGAAGUAAAUCAACUUCAAUCUAAAGUUAAAGUAGAAGAAGACAAGCGAUCAAAAUCUAUUAGUCUCUUAAGGGCAGUUCGUCAAAAGUUGGUACAGACUGAAAAGGAUAAAACUACUCUUGAAACAACAUUUAAUGAAUUUCAAACCGAAUCUAAUAAUAAAUUAAGUGAAUUACAAAAGGAAAAGUCUCGACUUGAAGAAGAACUUUCCAAGAGUCGAAUUGCGCAGGAGCAGCAAUUAUCGAAGAUGCGACAUUCGUUCGAUCGUGAGAUUCAAUCUAUGCGCACACAAUUCGAACGAGAUGCGACCACUAAGAAAUCCCAGUACGAACUUGAUGCUAUUACUGGCAAGGCUGCUUAUGAAAGAGAAACAGCUGCACGGAAUACUAAAAUUUCUCAACUCGAAGCUCGUUUGCGAGAGAUGAGUGCGGAAAGGGACAAUCUUUUUGAACGUAUUCAGACACAGCAGGCCGAAAUCGAGACCACCACAACUCGUCAUGAUGAGAUCCAAGGAAAAGCUGGGGAAUUACAACAUCAACUCAGUGAUGCACAGGAUCGGCUCACCACUCUGCUAGAAGAAGUUGAGAACCUUCGACAAGUUUCUUCAACUCAAGGGAAAGGUGAAGAUGGAUAUCGAAGACUUCUAAGUGAAUUGCAAUCUCAACAUCUUACUCAAACUACUAUCCUCAACACUCGAAUUUCACAGUUGGAGAAAGAACGUACAGAUCUAGAGCACGAGCUUGGCGAUACUCUCAAACAGAGGCUGAAAGAUAUCGAACUGAUGCGCUCGGAGGCACAUAUUAAGAGCCUCGAGUACGCUGACAGUUUGCAAAAUAUGGCUGAAAGAAACGAACAAAUUCUCAAGAGUGCAGCGCAAAUCAAAACUUUACAGGAUCAGAUAGCCGCGGCUGAAAAGGCCAGAGCAACUCAAAAUGACUCGUUAACUCAACUGACGAAAGAAUUGCAAACAAUCAAGGUAGAAUCAUCAACACGAGCCUCUCAGAUUGAAAGUUUAGAAAAAGCUUUGAAAGAAACUCAAGAGCGAGAAAGUUCAAUCCGAUCACAAGCUCAAACUCUUAGAGAUGAAUUAAGAAAAGUUCAAUCGGGUGUACUCUCUAAUGAAAAUCUUAGGUCUAAAGGUGUUGGCUAUUUUGCCAAUUUCUCUAAUACUGAUUCAACACCAACUCCACCUUCCUACCCAUCCAAGGAAACAACUUUGGAAAGAUCUUCUCAAAGUCCACCGCCAGAAUCACAUGAUUUGACUCGAUCGGAUGCUCCUUCUUCUACCAAUGAUGAGGCUGAACUCAAUUUUGAAUACCUGCGUAACACUCUCCUUCAAUUUUUAGAACAUAAAGAUAUGCGGAUUGUCCAUACCAGCCUCAUCUAG
Melampsora larici-populina 98AG31 is the source of this 1876-nucleotide messenger RNA. RefSeq lists its product as uncharacterized. The record is from RefSeq and is a predicted model, not a curated record. The coding region runs from base 29 to 1876 and encodes 615 amino acids. Lineage: Eukaryota; Fungi; Basidiomycota; Pucciniomycetes; Pucciniales; Melampsoraceae. The transcript has 4 exons.